AUGGCGGAGGGAGCUGGCCAACCUGUCCCUACAGCGUUGGACGAGAAAGAGAUCCUCCUCCGAGACGACACCCUCGACUCAUCUCUGGGGCCUUCGCGUCCGAACAGUAAAGAAUGGAAAGACCUUGAAGUGGAGUCGGUGGCGGCUCCGCUGUAUUCGUACCGUUUGCCAGUCGAUGCCCUACACCGGGCAAGGCGCCUGGAGCCGUGGCGCUUCGACCGUCCGCAUAUGCGGGCCUUUUUCUUUGCAUGGUCAUCCUUUUUCAUCGCGUUUUUCGGUUGGUUUGCGGUACCAGCGCUUUUACCGAGUAUUUCCUCGGACAAAGCAUUGGACUUGACCAAAGCGAACAAAGCGCACUCGAAUGCGAUUGCGCUUUCAGGUACAGUGUUCAUGCGCAUGGUGACUGGUGCCCUGGUGGACCGCUUCGGGCCACGACGUGUUCAGGCGCUCCUGCUGGCGGUGUUCUCAAUCCCGGUGUAUCUGUUCGGAACGGUGUAUAAUUUUGCAUCAUUCGCCACAGCACGUUUUUUCAUCGGCGGUCUUGGUGCAACCUUCGUUGUAACUGAGUACUGGUGUGCGCUGAUGUUCUCGAGGAAUAUCAUUGGAACAGCGAAUGCGGUUGCAGCGGGAUGGGGCAAUGCGGGCGGUGGCGCCACCAAUGCGCUUAUGCCGCAGUUCUAUAACUUGAUGAAGGUCUUCGGUUUGGACGAGGAAAAAGCCUGGCGAGUCGUGAUGGUGAUCCCUGGUACCAUGGCCCUGAUCUGGGCCGUGGUCUUGUUCUUCUUCUCCGACGACUGCCCAGACGGUGACUACAAGAAUCUCUAUCGAAUCGGGAACUUGCGCCCGAUUUCAGCACUCGAGGCUUUUGCGCGAGCAGCAAGAAAUCCGCGAACGUAUGUGCUGUUCUGCCUGUAUGCGUCUUCUUUCGGUGUUGAGCUGACCAUGGAUAACGUGCUGGCUACUUACUUCAACAAAGUCUUCAACCUUGAUCAAUCGAUAGCCGGUGUUGCGGCAGGUCUCUUUGGACUAAUGAACCUGUUUGCGCGGGCUGUUGGCGGUAUUGGCUCGGAUCUGAUUGCGCGUCGCUACAGCAUGCGCGGACGUGUGCUCUGGUUGUUCGCGAACCUGGUUCUCGAGGGUGUAUUCUGCUUGGUUUUCUCCCGGAUGACGACCAUCGGUGCAGCAAUACCCACUUUGAUUCUUUUUUCCCUUUUCACGCAGGCGUCAUGCGGCGCAGUUUUCGCGAUCGUCCCCUUCGUGGAUCCGAUCGCGACCGGGUCCGUGGGUGGUAUCGUUGGUGCGGGCGGGAAUACUGGCGGCGUCACCCUCAGUCUUGUGUUUAGCCACAUGAGCGAUCCGGAUGCGGUUCGCCUAAUCUCCUUUGUCGUGCUGGGUAUCUCAGUCUUGUCGUUUCUGUUGCUUUGGCCACUCCCCGUGAAAGUGACGACCAUUGGAAUAUCUGAUGCAGAAUUGCGUGCGCUGAAUCGCUUGAGUCUCCAAAAGGACGAUCUUGGUGUCUCGGAGCAGCCGCCAGACGACAAGGCUAUGUCGCCGAUCGUAGCGAUAGGCGAACCCAUGAAUACUGGCGCACUGCAGAGCGUCAUGCGCGACUCGAUUGAACCGGUGGAAACGACAAGUGCUCUUGAUCGUGGCACACGCCCUGAGGCGGAACACGUUUCGGACGUGCAUCCAGCUCAGAAGCCGUAG
Messenger RNA from Cyanidioschyzon merolae strain 10D, 1707 nucleotides. Its product is annotated as nitrate transporter. The transcript has a single exon. Lineage: Eukaryota; Rhodophyta; Bangiophyceae; Cyanidiales; Cyanidiaceae. The record is from RefSeq and is a predicted model, not a curated record. Gene Ontology annotation, biological process: transmembrane transport. The coding region runs from base 1 to 1707 and encodes 568 amino acids. Gene Ontology annotation, molecular function: nitrate transmembrane transporter activity.